AUGCGACUUGGUACUGAUGCAAAAACAGGUGAGAGCACUCUGUUGACAUCAUGGAAAAGUCCCUCGGAUCCAUCCACUGGAACUUUCUUUGCUGGAGUUGAUCCUUUAAUCAUCUCGCAGUUUUUUGUAUGGAAUGAUAGUCAUCCAUAUUGGCGUAGUGGUCCUUGGAAUGGUCAGGUUUUUAUAGGAAUUCCAAUAAUGCAUAAAUUAUAUGGCAAUGGAAUUAAUCUUGUUGAUGACAAUAAAGGAACUGUUGAUCUAACUUUUAGCUCUGCCAAUGAGUUCAUUGUAUUAUACCUCCAGUUGAAUUCUGAAGCAUCUCUACCGCAGAAGCAUCGAUUUGUUAGGAAAGAAGACUGGAACGUGUCGUGGUGGGCGCCAAAAAAUGAGUGUGAUGUUUAUGGCAAGUGUGGACCAUUUGGAAGCUGUAAUUCAGUGGAGUCACCAAUUUGUACCUGUUUAAGGGGAUUUAAGCCAAAGCAUAUGGAUGAAUGGAGUCGAGGAAAUUGGUCUAGUGGAUGCAAAAGGAAGACACCAUUGCAAUGUUACUCUAGAAUUGGGUGUAUGCAAUGGAGUGGAAGUCUAAUUGACAUCCAAAAAUUCUCGGAUGGUGGGGCGGAUCUUUACAUUCGAGUGGCAUAUUCAGAGCUUGGUAAUAUGUUUCGUCACCGGUGA
Ilex paraguariensis (yerba mate) is the source of this 675-nucleotide messenger RNA. The record is from the annotation of a GenBank genome assembly. Lineage: Eukaryota; Viridiplantae; Streptophyta; Magnoliopsida; Aquifoliales; Aquifoliaceae.